Tarenaya hassleriana is the source of this 3151-nucleotide messenger RNA. RefSeq names its product protein NETWORKED 2D. Lineage: Eukaryota; Viridiplantae; Streptophyta; Magnoliopsida; Brassicales; Cleomaceae. Bases 244 to 2910 code for a protein of 888 amino acids. Gene Ontology annotation, molecular function: actin binding. The record is from RefSeq and is a predicted model, not a curated record. The transcript has 2 exons.
AAAGAAAUCUCUCUCUCUCUCUCUCUCUCUCUCUUGUGGGUGUGCCAAAAGUUUAUUUCUUUUUCUUGUUCAUCUUUUAGAUCGAGAGAACAGAAGGGUUUCUUAUAAACACCAGAUGGUUCCUGUUCCUGUUUUCUGGUAAUUUGAAUAAGGAAAAGAGUCCCUUUUUCAUAAAAACUGAGGAGCGUUCUCCCAUUUCGAUCCUCUGGGGAUUGAGUUUUUUUUGUUAGAGAGAGAAGGAAGAUGAUGCUGCAAAGGGCAGCGAGCAAUGCGUAUUCGUGGUGGUGGGCGAGUCAUAUCAGAACCAAGCAGUCUAAAUGGCUCGACCAGAACCUUCACGAUAUAGAAGAGAAGGUGCAAUAUGUGCUGAAGCUCCUUGAAGAAGAUGGCGACUCCUUUGCAAAACGUGCGGAGAUGUAUUACAAGAAGAGGCCAGAGCUCAUAACCUUCGUGGAAGAAUCAUACAGAGCUUACAGGGCCUUGGCCGAGAGGUAUGAUCACAUUUCUACCGAGCUUCAGAACGCCAAUACCACCAUUGCUUCUGUCUUUCCCGACCAAGUCCCUCAGUUCGCCAUGGAUGACGACGACGACGGUGAAUCCAUGAAAAGAUUCAUCAAGAAGACCCCUUCCGCUUUCAACGUCCCGAACGUUCCUAAAUUUCCCGUGAAAGAUUUCAAGGGGGCGGUCAAUGCAGCGACUAAGAAGCUUCAGCCAAGAAAAUCCAUGAAGUAUCCGAGUUCUGCAACUGUUGUUGCUAAGAGCUCGGGUUUGAGCAAACCCGAGGCGAUGGGGGAGAUUGAUAAACUGCAGAAAGAGAUCUUGACGUUACAGACCGAGAAGGAGUUUGUGAAGAGCUCGUACGAGCGAGGUCUGGCUAAGUACUGGGAGAUCGAGAAGAGUAUAGCCGAGAAACAAGAGAGGAUCUGCCAUCUGCAGGAUGAGUUUGGGGAGAGUAUAGCUAUCGAGGACGAUGAGGCGAGGAAGCUGAUGGCUGAGGCGGCGAUAAAGUCGUGCCAGGAGAAGCUGAUCGAGUUGCAAGAGAAGCAGGAGAGGUCGCUUGUUGAGGCUAAAGAAGAGCACAGAAGGAUCAGGGAGUCGAAGGAGAGGCUGAAAUCAAUGGCGGGUGAGUUGCUCGGGGAGAAAAGUUUAUUCGGAAAGGAAGAUAUCGAUUCUGAUAACAAUGAGGAAGAGCUGGAAAGGGAGAUGGAGGAGAUCAUGCAGAAGAAAAAGGAGUUGGAUUCCAUAAGGGAGAAGAUUCAUGAACAUCUCGAAGUUGGCGAGAAUUCAUCUCUCACUGUGACAGAAAUGGCUGAGAAGAUCGACGAGCUCGUGAACAAGGUGAUUAGCCUGGAAGGUGCGGUGUCUUCACAAACUGCUUUGAUACAGAGAUUAAGGACCGAGACAAAUGACCUUCAGGGUCAGAUUCAGACACUCGAAGACGAUAAGGCGAUGUUGUCAGACGACAAGAACGAGCUGAGAAACAAGCUGAAGGAGAUGGAGGAGAAACUGAAAGUGUUGCAGAAUUUGGACAGAAAUGUCUUGGACCAGACUGGUAAUCUGAAAACACAUUUUGACGAAGCCUGCGAUAAUCUCGGCGACCUCUCCGGGAAAUUGCAGGUGGUGAAGCCAGAUGAAGGAACUGAAGAUUCAGCAGUGAGUGCCGAUUCAGAGAAAGAAGUAACUGUAAUUACACAUGAACAGAAAGAUGAAGAACAGGAGGAAAAACCUGAGAAGAGUAAAGACGAGAUGACUUCCUCUAAAGUUGAGGUAGAAGACAUAAGCCAGUCAUGUCCAAGCAGUAGUUCAGAGAAGCAGGCUUUGUCUGAGACGACAGACUCGGAUUCAGGCAAUGUCGUAGCAAUGCAGAGUUUGCCUGAAGAAGUUAACAUGGCUUCGGAGAAAGAGGCUGAACCAGAUUGGAAACAGUUGUUCAUGGAGGGGAUGGAAAACAGAGAAAAGCACUUGCUGACAGAAUACACCACAGUUCUUCGAAGCUUCAAGGAUAUGAAGAAGAAAUCGUCCGAAACUGAAUCGAAACUGAAGAAUGAAAAUGCAUCAAAGGACGACGAGAUCCGACUGCUAAGGGAGAAACUGAAUCUCCUGCAAAAGGGUCUCGGAGAAACCAACGGCUCAAUGGAUUUCAGAGCUUCAGACACUCACCAGAGCGACAUGAGUUCCUUCGGGUUCAUGGUUUCGGAACAGAACGCAAACAUGUCCCCGGUCGAAGAACAGUUCAGGAUGAACAUCGACGAACUUCUAGAGGAGAAUCUUGAUUUCUGGUUAAGAUUCAGCGCGGCAUUUGGACAGAUACAGGGCUUCGACAAUUCGAUAGAAGACCUGCAAGCCGAGGUAGCGAAGCUCGAGCAGAGGAGGAAGCAAGACGGAAGCAGCACGGCCAAGUACGCAAUGAGAUCAGACGUCCGUCCAAUAUACGUACACCUGAGGGAGAUAAACACAGACCUGACACUCUGGCUGGAGAAAGGCGCGGCCUUGAAGGACGAACUGAAAUCGAGGUUCGAGUCAUUGUGCAACAUUCAGGACGAGAUAACGAAAGCACUGAAGGCAAGUGCCGAAGACGAUGACUUCAGGUUCACGAGCUACCAAGCUGCGAAGUUUCAAGGCGAGGUCUUGAACAUGAAGCAGGAGAACAACAAAGUUGCAGACGAGUUACAAGCUGGGUUAGAUCACAUUACGACGCUUCAGCUCGAGCUGGAGAAGACGAUAGCGAAACUGGGAGAGGAGUUUGCUCUGUCUGGUUCGAAGAACAGAUCUCAGCUCCAGCAUUCGGACAGCCGAUCGAGAGUUCCCUUGAGGUCUUUCAUCUUCGGUUCCAAACAGAAGAGGGGAAAGCCGUCGAUAUUCUCGUGCAUGCAUCCCUCUCUGUACAGGAAGAUCAAGGCUUCUUCGUAGGUAAUAUAUAUACUACAUACACAAUAUCAUUCAGUGGAAUUGGUUCAUAUACUGUAACUUAAUAUCAGAUUUCUUCUAUUAUUUGUUUUUUUUUUUCUUUUUUCUGUAUUUCCUCAGGAGAUGAUGAACCCUUCGUCUCUUCCCUCCUUUUUUUGGUUUGUUUAUGGGAUUGAACAAUAGUUUUUUCUUUUAAAUUCUAUGUUAUGUUUUGCUUUCUGGUAUUAUAGAUCGGUUGUUCAUA